Messenger RNA from Nelumbo nucifera (sacred lotus), 483 nucleotides. Lineage: Eukaryota; Viridiplantae; Streptophyta; Magnoliopsida; Proteales; Nelumbonaceae. The record is from RefSeq and is a predicted model, not a curated record.
AUGAGGAGAUGGAGUCGGUGCUCCGCUAUUGCCAUGAUCGAGAAGCGGGAGGCCACUUCGGAGCCAACUGCACUGCAGCCAAGGUAUUGCAAUCAGGUUUCUAUUGGCCAACCUUGUUCAAKGAUGCUCACAGACUUCAUGGGACCAUUCCCAAAUUCUUUUGGGAACAAAUACAUCCUAUUUGUUGUUGACUAUGUGUCCAAAUGGGUGGCAGCCAUGGAUUUACCCACAAAUGACUCUAGGAGAGUAGUUCACUUCCUCAAAAAGCUAUUCACUCGAUUCGGCACACCUCACGCCAUAAUUAGUGAUAGGGGAACUCAUUUCUGCAACACCCAAUUUGAGCGGUUGAUGCGAAAAUAUGGUGUUAUGCAUAAAUUAGCAACCCCAUAUCACCCUCAAACCAGUGGCCAAGUCGAUUUAGCUAAUAGGGAACUCAAAAGAAUUUUGGAGAAGACAGUAGACUCCUCUAGGAAGGACUGGUGA